Molecule: messenger RNA, 1537 nt
Organism: Oryza brachyantha (malo sina)
Lineage: Eukaryota; Viridiplantae; Streptophyta; Magnoliopsida; Poales; Poaceae
Product: putative E3 ubiquitin-protein ligase SINA-like 9
Exons: 2
Coding region: 236-1231 (331 amino acids)
Molecular function (GO): zinc ion binding
Source: RefSeq, a predicted model, not a curated record
UGAAAAUGGGUUCAGCUUAACCACUACUGACGGGUGAAAUGAACCAAAGCACGAAGAUUUACUGGGCAUUUGCAUUUCUCGAUUGUCAUAAAAAUUCAAACAGAAUAAAAUUGUCAUUUGAUUCACCAGCACGUUUUACUUAACAGUUCAUGCCUUUGAGUUCUUCUGUACUUCCUCAAUAAUUUUAGUCAGAGUCGUCCAUCUUUUGCAACCUGCAACCACCGGUUGUUUGUUCAUGCUAUUGCAGUUCGCAAAGAAGGCAAGCACACAGCACGCCGGCGACACUCACUCGACGAUGCAGCACCGGCACGACGGCGGCAACAAGGCAUGGGUCGUGUUACCCUGCGGCCAAGUGAAGCGUGAGGUGGUGGAGCAACCACGCGGGGCGGCAGACGGCGACGAAGCCGCCGGAGAAGGAGCGAUGAUAGCGGUCGCGGCGGCCGAUGGCGAGAGGGUGGAGAUCAGCAUGCGGAUCGACAUGGCUGUGCUCCACUGCCCCCUCUGCCUCCUCCUCCUCAAGCCUCCCACCUACCAGUGCGCGGCCGGGCACUUGGCGUGCAGCAGUUGCCAUGGCGACGGCGCCGUGGAGAGGGCGUGCCACACGUGCGGCGGCGGCGUCUACGCGCGCUGCCCGGCGCUGGACACCUUCCUCCGCGCAGCCAAGGCCCCGUGCCCCUACGACAUGUUCGGCUGCCGGAGCUACGUCGCCUACUACGACGUCGGCGGCCACCAGCGCGCGUGCCCGCACGCGCCCUGCUCCUGCUCGGAGCCCCGCUGCGACUUCCUCGGCUCGCCGCCGAUGCUCCUCGCCCACCUCAUCGCCGACCAUUCGUGGCCCGUGAGCAAGGUGCGCUACGGCGAGGCCCUCACCAUCCACGUGCCGGAGUCCGAGCGCCGGCACCUGGUCGUCGCCGGGGAGGACGAGCGCGUGUUCGUCCUGUCCGUGGGCCCGCUCGGCGUGGCGAGAGCCGUCUCGGUGGCGUGCGUCAGGGCGAACGCCGCGGCGGGGCCGCGCUACCGGUGCAAGCUCUGGGCGCACGCCCCGGGCGACGGCGCCGUCGACUUCGUCCACAUGGACUCCGAGGUGGCGAGCAGCGCUGCGCCACGCGAGGUCGCCGUCGACGAGGAUGCCAUGUUCCUGACGGUUCCGCCGUGCUUGCUGCACCUACACGAGGCCGGGGCGUCCAAGGAGAGGAUUCUCAGGCUCAGCAUUGACAUCUACCUGCCAUGAUCGUUUGAUCGAUCGACACAGACAAACCAGUGUUCUGAUCAUGAUGCGGUUCAUAGUUUAGAUGAAAGUUUGUAGUGCUAAGGUUACGCUCAAAGUCUCCCACUGAAAUCACAAAGCAGGACCUUAAGUGCUACUAAAAUCUUAUGUAACCACUAGAUUACAGGCCCUUUCGCAUUUGUAGUGCUAAGCUAAAAGCCUAAAACUUUCUACUUGAAUGUUUAAACCUGCAUGUUCUAAAUUAUACUCUAGUUUGUAUGGAAAAAACUCAAGUUAGUAAUUUGAGUGGUUAAUUACUUUCUUUCUGCC